AUGUAUGAGAUAACAAGGCAUUCUGAAGAGUUUGAUAAUGGAUUGACUGAAUUUAUGAAAGUUGCUGAAGAGAAUCGGAAGAAGAAUUGUAGAGAAAAAAUUUGUUGUCCUUGUAAAAGUUGUCAAAAUUUAAAUUGGUUUUGUGAUGCUAUACAAGUUAGUGCACAUAUUAUAAGUAAUGGGUUUAUGAGAGACUAUGUUUGUUGGUAUAUGCAUGGAGAAAAAAUUGUCGGGGAAAAUUCUAGUGUUUCUUUAUUUAAUCGGGUUAAUAGUGAUGAAAACGAUGUUUUGUACAAUAAUAACAAUGGUAAUAAUGACAAUGGUGAUGAUAACAAUAUUGGUGAUAAUGACAAUGGUGAAAAUAUAGAUAAUAUGUUUAAUGAUGUGGAGGGUGAUAUUGAUGAACAUGAUCACGAUGAAUUUCAACAACUGUUAGCUGAUUUAAAAACAAAAGUGUAUGACGGUUGUAAAUAUUCCAAGUUUUCUGCUGUGACGGAAUUGUUAAACUUAAAAGCGGAUUAUGGAUGGAGUGAUACAGGUUUUACAAAACUUUUGGAGUUCAUUAAUAACUUGCUCCCUACAGGCAAUAAGUUGCCAAAAACAACAUACCGUGCCAAAAAGUUGAUUUGUCCGAUGUGGUUGAUAAAAAAAAGAAUACAUGCAUGUCCAAAUGAUUGUAUGUUGUAUAGAAACGAAAACAAAGAUUUGCACAAAUGCAAAGAAUGUGGUGCAUCACGGUAUAAGCGAAACAAAGAAAUCAAUCUUAACGAUGAUGUCACAAAGAAUGGCCCCCCUGCUAAAGUUUUAUGGUAUUUGCCCAUCAUACCAAGACUAAAACGGUUAUUUGCUAAUGCCAAACAUGCAAAGUUGUUAAGGUGGCACGAGGAUGAGCGUAAAAAGGAUGGAAUGAUAAGACACGUAGCUGAUUCUCCCCAAUGGAGGCAUAUUAAUAACAAAAAUCCUGAAUUUGAAUCCGAGAUUAGAAAUAUCCGUUUUGGUCUUAGUUCAGAUGGGAUUAAUCCGUUUGGAGACAUGAGUAGUCAACAUAGUUCAGAUGGGAUUAAUCCGUUUGGAGACAUGAGUAGUCAACAUAGUUCAGAUGGGAUUAAUCCGUUUGGAGACAUGAGUAGUCAACAUAGCAUAUACUUCUCUUGA
Erigeron canadensis is the source of this 1155-nucleotide messenger RNA. Its product is annotated as variant-silencing SET domain-containing protein-like. Lineage: Eukaryota; Viridiplantae; Streptophyta; Magnoliopsida; Asterales; Asteraceae. Bases 1 to 1155 code for a protein of 384 amino acids. The record is from RefSeq and is a predicted model, not a curated record. The transcript has a single exon.